Molecule: messenger RNA, 5338 nt
Organism: Pelobates cultripes (western spadefoot toad)
Lineage: Eukaryota; Metazoa; Chordata; Amphibia; Anura; Pelobatidae
Source: the annotation of a GenBank genome assembly
AUGUCGGCCCUGAAUCCAAGUACCAUAAACACUAAAGUCCACUCAGGAAUGCCCUGCCACCAUCUCAUAGUAACAUGUCAAACUGGGUUCUGUGUUCAGCCAGAUGCUGCCACACCCCCUGUUUCUCCAGCAAGAAAAUCGAAAUUGUUCCAUCAUGCAAAGGAAGGCCAUGCAUUGGCCAAUGAGGGUGGUCCUGCAUGGGCUAUGCUUUAUUCCACGGAGACAUCCGGUUUCUCUUGCAGGAGAAGAUUGGAUGCUGAGAAUGUAACUGCGGGACCCAGAUAUGGGCUGAUUGGUUAUGGUACUUUGUUGCUGUGGAGCCUCGUAUGGCACAUUCAUGCUGCAAGCUGAUUUGCUAUACAGCUCCUGUAUUCCCAGUGCCCACUCUCAGUCUCAUGGUUAGUCCCUAAAGUAUAAAUUGUUUGGAAUUCAAAGUGAAUUUUAAACUUUAGGCCAAUAUUGCCAAACUAGACAAAUUCUCCAAGUCAGUUAUAUUUCCAGCUUGGCAAGUUUGGCCUGAUAUUUGAAAUUCAUUUUGAAUUCCGAGCAUUUCACAAUUUAGUGUCUGUGAACCUAGCUCCACAACUUCCAUAAAAAAGGUAAAGGUAGUAAACAUGCUUAAUAAUUAGGUGAAGUAAAAUGUGGUAAAUAUGGAACAGUUUUCUUGAUUUUCUUUGUCUAAAUUGUGCACAAUUUUUGGGAAUACAAAUUUAAAGGAAUACUUCAAACACAUAAAGCAUUUUAGCUUUAGAGUACUGUUUUUUGUGUGUCAAUUUAAACUAAGUGCCAAUUUCUAACAACCCUUCUGUCUAACGCUGAGAAGAGUAUUCAACAAAGCGAGAAUUGUCAGGAAUUUAAAAUUUACACCAAAAUAGCCAAGCUGGAAGAAUUCUAGAUUUUUCUAAUUCACUUUGAAUUCUCUGCGUUCUUACUUUAGUAAAUAGCCUUGUCAGAGUUAUUUACUAAAGUGAGAAUUAAAAGUUAAUUCCAAAUUAAAAGUUACAAAAAAAAGCAGAACUGGAAAAUUUCUCUUGUCAGCUAGGUUUUUAAUUUGGCUACUCUGGACUUAAAUUUCAAAUUCACUUUGAAUUCUCAAUUUAGCUUUUAGACUGUGCAACCCAUUUGUGCGAGUUCCACUUUGAAGGCACACUUCAAGAGCCUUAACCACUACAGCUGACCCUUCCAAUGCAUGCAAGCGCAAGAUUUUAACCUCUGUCUGCAGUGAGCGCUGACGACAGCAGUAAAAUAUACACAAAGUGGACAUUAGAGAGCCGGAAAACAGUGUUCUGGGCAGCCAGUGUCACAUGUGCUGGGGGUGAAACACGCUUCCAGCACAAAAUGUGCCUAUUUCUCUGUAUUGGGCAGUGUUUCAAGCCAAAACACUGCAUAUACAUAUCCUUUCACCAUGACCACUUCAAAGCACUAAAGUGGUCAUGGUGGUUGGAGUAACCCUUUAAAUUUGCAGUUUAGUGAAAAAUUGUUAGAUUUCAACUGGGUUUUAUUAUUUGGGGAGGGGGAUGCAAACCUAUGAAUUGCAUUCAUGCUCACUGACUACAGCUACUACAUUAAGCAAGACACAUUAUUACUCUUUACAGCAUCUUGUUUUAAUUAAAAACCAGUUUCCAUAUAUAGGGGGGCAAUGUAAUUUAAUAGGUAAGAAAAGUUAAACGUGUCAAUAAAGUGCUUACAGAAAUUAUAAAAAAAAAAAAAAACUAAAUGAAAAUCACUAUAACCAAAAAAAUGGUGACCAUUCACCCUCUACUGGCGACAACAGGCAGCACAUGUUUGACGUUGCUGGCGGGGGUGGGGUCCAGGUUAGCUGACGUCACAUCCGUUUGAAUGAGUAUAUAAGCUGCUGUCGGAGCGUCCAUCGUUCCUCUUUACCGCGUCCUCCAGCAGCGUUACAGGUUUGUCUUUAACUUCUUGCUUUUGCUAGUUUUUCGGAACUGGCGAUCAAUAUUGUAAUAUUUCUCUUUGUAUAUGAAUAGUCUGUCUGAUGGGCCGCUGUUUUUACUGAUAAAGGCUUUGGUGUGUCAGGAUGGAGGUGGAUUGUGCCAGGCCUGGCAGCCAUCUGAAUCCUCUCAUAUUUCAAUAACAUCUGAUUUAUAAUCUGCAUAAUGUCUAACCAACAGCAACUGUCUUACCAUGGUUAUGCUAAAAAGCCCCAUUUAUUGUAAAUCUCUAGUGGGAUUUUCUGCAUGCUGGCCCAGGGCCUUGCUUUAUAAUUUCUAAUAUAUUCUGUAUUAAAGUAAAACUGGCCUUCUCACCCCUAACUGCUGCCCUGCAUCUCACUGCCUAGAAAUGACGAAAAUUAUGUUGGUAGGGACAUCUGAGAUACAUUGAUGAAUACCAACGUCUCUGAUCUGGCUAAACUGAUUUUUGUGAUUUACUUAAAAUUAUCUUAAAGCAUGCCCCCCACAGGCUGCUUCUUAAUGACUGGGUUCUUUUACUAAAGUAUUGCUGGAUGUGAAACUUUACUUUCAAAUGUAAUGUCUUAAAUAGCCCAACUGAGAACCAUAUUGACCAGGAUAACUCCUAUAAUUAAGAUAUUUCUACCUUUUUUGUUUGCACUGCAGUCAAUUUUGCUUUUAAAUAGGCUAUAUAUUGCUUAGUAUCUUUCCUGCUAGAAUGUUGCCUUGCCCUCAUAGACUGGCAACAGCAUGCUUGUGAAGUUUUAGUUCACUCACUAUAGACUUGUGUCUGCACAUACACAUUUAACCCCUCUGCUGCCUGAGGUGUACUCAGCCAGUGUCAUUGGCUUGUAGCAAGCUCAGAACAUCAGCUCUAGGCUGGCUGUAGUCUACUCUGUGCAUGCUUCUUGCAUAGUGGUAUCUGGACCUGCAUAUCCUCACAGACCAUAGUAGAGAACCUUGUGCAUAAGGCCACAUCCAGGUAAAUGUGCAAAAAUGGCUUACCCAAUUACUGGUGAAUGGCAUUAAGCUACUCCUUGUAUCAUAACAAUUGCCAGACUGUAGUGGUUACUUGUGAGUAACCCUGAUGUUUAUACUAUCUCUCUGGAGGUAGGCUUCUCAGUUGUGGUUUUGGCAAAUAUGACCUGAUUAAUGUCUAAAAUCUAACUUUGUUUAAGUUCUUAAUCAAAAUUUCUCUUAUAGGAAUAUAUGGAUAAAAUGAAUCUAACCAGUAAGGUAAGCGUCUUACAUCUUACUAGUUGUCUCAAUGUACUUGUCUGUGUUCACUCCCAUUAGGGUUAUUGUAGGCACCAAAACCACUUUAGCUUAAAGAUAGUCGUGGGUAGACCAUGCCCUUGCAGUCUUGUUGAUCAAUUCUCUGCCACUUACCAGUUAAAGCACUGUUUAUGCAGCCAUAGUCCCUGCACGUUAUGUAAACAGCCUUGCUAACUAAAUCAUGUAAAGUUGUCUAAUAUAACUUCCUUUAGUGCAAAUUCUAUUAAAACUAGAAUUUAACCCAUGUUCUGUUAAUACCCUGGAAGACCAAUUCAAUCAGAGCAGAAGCUUAAAGUUAAGGGAAAACUCUGAUCACCAUAACUUAACCUAAAUGAAUCAGUAGUUACUCAGUCAGGCGUCUCUACCCUGUAGUAUCCACACUUCCUAAAGCUUAAAGGGACACUAUGUUCACAACUACAGCUUAUUGAAAUUGUUCAGGUGAGUAGAAUCAUUACCGUCAGGCUCUUUGCAGUAAACAAUGUCUUUUCAGAGAAAAUGCAGUGUUUACAUUACAGCCUAGUGAUAACUUCACUGGCCAUUCCUCAGAUGGCUGUUAGAGAUCCUUCCUGGGUCAUGGCUGCCUAAAAUGCAUCCAAACAUUCAGUAUCUCCUCCCUCUGCAUGCAGACACUGAACUUUCCUCAGAUUCAUUGAUUCAAUUCAUCUCUAGGAGGAGAUGGUGAUUGGCCAGGGCAGUGUUUAAAUCAUGUUGGCUCUGCCCCUGAUCUGUCUCUGCCAAUCCUAAGGAAAAGCACUGUGAUUGUAUUAGGCUACCACUUCUGAUGUCAGCAGACUGCUUGCAGGUCUGAGGCAGACAGGGCAGAGCCAGCAGCUUCAGGCUUGCAUAAAAGUAAGAUUUUACUAUUUUUAGGGAGGCUUGAGGGGGCUAGAUGAUGGUGUUAACCCUAUAGGGUCAGAAAUAAAUGUUUGUUUCUUAUCAGAAGCUGGAUUCUCUUGAGGAACUUCAGAUCUGGUGCUGGAGGCUGCAUUUGGAGUUAAGCAAUUAAACUGUUUAACAGCUAAAAGUAAAAAGGCACCCAUGGGCCUCUUGGCACCAUAACAUCAACCAAUUUAGUUAUGGUGAAAAGCAUAUUCCUUUAAGACACAAAUUAAGAUUUAAUACAGGCUGUCAGCCUAAGUAUGUGACUAGGACUACAAUUUUUUUUUAAACUAAAGCUUUUAAAUAGCAGAAACUUGCACAAUGAGACUGUAGGGGCAUGGUUAUACAGUAAAACCACUUGUUUUGAUGCUUAUGAUAUACCUCUAAAUUCAUGAUUUGCCAAGUCCUUCACUACAUUGAACAUCUGCAAGGCAAACUGCUCUAAGGAGCUGGAGCUUAAUGGAGGUGCACAUGUUUUACUAAUGCCACAAUGAUGACACUUAUUUGCUACUCUUGACUGACUGAAUGACGAGAAAGUGGACCACCAAGUCUUGUUCUGAGGCAUAUCAAUGCUGGCAUAAAUUGGCCACUAAAAUAAAACAUUAUCUCAACUUUGCUUUCCUUUCUCCCCACAGGUGUUCAUUCCCACUUUCUACAGCUUGCAUGUCCAGUCUCAGGAUUACAGGUGAGUUUUGAUAAUGGUAGUAACAGCAAAAUACAUAGUGCAAUCCUCUAAACUUGUACUGCGUGAUGAUUUGAAUUUAUCAAUGGGAAUCUCUCUGAAAAAGGAUGAGGGAGAACUUUAUACUGACUUGGUACAUAGAACUAAAGGAACACUCAAAGUACUACAAAAACUACAAGCUGCUGUGCCCUGUACUUCCUGGAGUGCCCUUGUGUAACAAUGGUAAAUAUGUCAAAUUAUACUAAAACAGUUUUGACAACUUUCCUGUGGCUGCAUCUUGUCUUAAGCAGAAGCUUGAUGUCUCUGUAGAGAAAAGCAGGACUGCCUUUGUCUGGUGCUCUAGGUCAACAAUCAGUCCUGCAUUUCUCUGCUGUGCUGUACAGAGCAAUCCAGUUGCAGGAAGUGCUGAUGUCUGUCUGGAAGACCCAGGUAAACUAUCAAGCUGUACUAAAAUGUCUUGCCAGGGCAUUCCAGGCACCCUAGGGCACAGCAGUCUGUAUUGGUAGUGGUGUUUGGAAUAUUGAUCUAAUGCUUACAGUGGAUUGAUUUUUAUUUUUGUUUUCUUAGGUGUGCAACUCUCGAUGAUGCCUAG